UGGUCAUAAAGUUGACUUUUGCGUCUCUUCCUGGGAUACAAUGAGGUGAAGACGGUGAGCCAGACCACAUAAGAUUAUUUAAAGGCCGGUUUGAUUUAUUUUAGAAAGAGACACAGUGGUCAGGGUGGACACAGGCUUCCUGGAUACAAGUUUUAAUCCGCGUUACAGCAGUGGAAGAGAGACACGCAGCUGCUUCCCCAGCGUCCAUGGAAAUCUCUGUACAAGAUCAGCAAGUUCCUUCCUGUCCUGUGUCUAACACCCUGCCUGCUCCAGACGAUUCACUGAGAGAUGAUCCUCAGACCAGAGCAGACUUCAUAAAAUAUUACUGUCCCCUCACCCUGGACCCAAACACAGCGUACAGAGAGAUGGUUCUGUCUGAGGGGAACAGAAAGGUGGAGCUCACAGAUUUAGUCCAGGAGUACCCUGAACACCCGGACAGGUUCUCUCACCUCUACCAGGUUCUGUGUAAAGAGGGUCUGUCUGGACGCUGCUAUUGGGAGGUGGAGUUUGAAAGGUCAGUUGAAAUAGCGGUGGCGUACAAAGAUCUCGGCAGAUCGGACUAUUAUGCCGAGUGUGCGUUCGGCUGCAACGACAAAUCCUGGAGUUUAGACAUAAACGGAAACAGCAAGUGUUUCAGACACGAGGAUGAGGAGACUGCGGUGCCGGAGCCUCGGUCCUCCAGAGUCGGCGUGUACCUCGAUCAUGAGGCCGGUAGUCUGACCUACUACUGCGUCUGUGACACGACGCCAACUCUGCAGCUGCUGCACCGAGAAGAAACCACUUUCACAAAGCCGCUCUACCCCGGGCUGUGGGUCAUAGGCUCCGCCCAGCUGUGUGACCUGGAGUAGAGGUCCAGCCAAAAAGCAUCAUGUGAUGCAGGGCCAAUCGAGUGUGGAUAAAACGCAAUGCAGCCCUACGUGCUGGUGCCCCUUUUUGUUUUUCCGCUUCUGCCCCUCAGACAGUCUGAGUCCGCCACUGCACGUUAGCAACUUUGGGUCCACUGGUGACUGUGUUAAUGCUGGGUUGAUUUAAACAAAUCACAAUAAUAAUGCAUGUUUAAAGAAUGACUUUCAUUUUACAUUUCCAGUGCUAUGCUAGCAGCAGGGCUCCAAUGUCAGUGCCAAUGUAGCUUUGGGUAACACCACCAACAACAGCAGAUAUGUUGUGAUAAUUAAAAAGAAUUACAUAAACAGGCAAAUGGUACACGGACAACACUUACGAAUUAUUUCAAUGGAGUUUAUUACAACAUCAUUUGAUUCAGAUCUUCUGUACAAAUGAUCUGAACAAAUACAUCCCUUCAUUUAUAUUUUUGGCACUUAUUUUCAAAGUAACAGACCGGUGUAGUAAUGGACAUUAUUUAUGACAGAGGCCUAACUUGAGGCCCCCCAACGGCAACAAAUGUGAAAAGUCCUGAAACAAUAAACUCCCUACCAACAGAUUACCAUUUGAAGACCAUCAUUACUUUGUCAUGUAAAUGAAAACAAUCAUUGAUGAUGAUGAUGAUGAUGAUGAUGGUUGUAGAGCAGCCUGAAACCGUUGUUGGUGAAAUCACUGUGCAGAGGACAAUCAGUCUUUCAAUAAGUGAAUUUUAUUUCCUGCAGAACAAAAUCGGUCUGAGCAGCUGUUGAGCAGCUGUUGAGCACCAAUCACACUGAAGCUUUCUGGUGACGUCACAAUGGCGAUAGAUGUGGUGGUUGGGCCACGUGGCUCUGGAACAAAGUAAUCCUGUCCAGCAGUGUUAGUGGGAUGUCUCUGAUGACUGAGGGCAGGUCUUCAUGGUGUAGUGGAUAGAUGACCACGCUCAGAGCCGAGCGAUCGAUUGAAAAUCUAACGGAGAGAGGGAACACGUGAAAAGGUGAAUGUGAGACUUCUUUAGCCAUUUAAUGAGAUAGUUCCUAAAACAUAGUCAGUAGAUGGCGGUCGGCAUGCCCCCAGUUUGUAGAAACAGACCGGAGUACAAUAAAAUAAUGUGCUUCUGUGGACGGGGGCACUUAUGGAUAAGUACCUCGUACGACUCCGCUUCAAAAAAAAUCCAAACUAUCACAUAAGUGUUUGAUUUGUCGUCACAAAAAAAAAAGCACCGACCUGUCCAGCAGAACUUUCUGCAGUGUGCGACAAGCCACUAAGGUGCCACCCAUGAACAUGUGGCACAUGAUGACGUGGCAGCAUCGCUCCAUGAAGGUUUCUGCGGCCGACGGGUCAAAGGUACCGCUGCGUGAGAUAAGGCAGAGACGCUGCAGACGGGAGCAGCAGGACAGAGCCUCAAAGAAUGACGCGCUGGCAUUCAGGUAGGGCUGCUCUAACCUGAAACACACACACACACACACACACACACACACACACACACACACACACACACAGUUCAAUAUAGAUAAAAAAAACAGCACGUUGAGUAAACAUGUGAACUCUUUCCAUUAAAUGUGUGAAGACUAACUGAUGUACUGCCCUGUACUUUCUAGUGAAUGGACGGAACAACCUUAGAUGAAAACAAACAACUCCUAAUUGGACAUAUAAUAAUAAUAAUAAUGAGUGUAGUGUCUGAUGGUUAGUGUUUAGUAUUACAGUAAAAGAAGGGUACACAAAGACAUCUUCUAACCUGAGUUCCCGUAGCUGCGUGCACUGUUUAAGUGUGUCCAGCAAGGCAGGGGUGUAGUUCAUGGUUUUUAGUGAUCCCAUGUUGGCAAGGGACAAUACCUGUAGGUCUCUGCACUGCCUGGUCAGCUGUACCAGCCCUGUCCCCCUGAGGACCCCAGGGAGCCCAGCCAGAGUCAGAAGAUGUAAUCGAGGCAAAGCCUCAAGUGCCGCCAAGUGUGCGUCGCCAACUCCUCGUGCCCACGCACACAUACCGCGGGGCUCCACACUGGCGCGAGUGCAAGGCUCAAGCCGAGGCAGUGCGGAGACAAAACCUGGACCAAUGAGCUCUAAGGUCUCUAAAAAAGGGCAGCCAGCUAAGAGCAGAGCGAGCCCUGAAGUGCUGUCCCCCGACAGAGAAGACUCUGAAUCGGGCUUGUAAUUCUGGAUCCCCAGACGUGGAGUCUUCUUUAGCCCCAGGAACAACGGAGAGGGAGACGUGUUGUCUGUGGUGAUUUGAUGUGUGUUUAAGCCGUCUGACAGAGCGCAGGCAGGCAGAGUGAGGGAGCGCAAGUGUGCGAGUUUGGCCAAGCUGGCACACAGGUGUGUUUCUCCACCUAGCCCAGGUGAGCUUUCAUGAUGAUAGUGCGUGUGCAUGAGGUUCAGUUGUUUAAUGUUGGAACAGCCAACUGCCAACCGGCUCAUUGUCGCAGGAAUCAGCUGAUCCUCCACACUCCUGCACUCUGAGUACAGGACCUUGUUGAUCCCGCUGAGGUUCAGGCUAGUCAGCUGUGUGGUGUCUCUGACUCCUCCCUCCAGCAACGACUGGAACACCUGCGGCCACAGCGCUGGGCAGCGGCUGAAGCUCAGGUGCUUCGGACUGUUUCCCUCCAGGGCUCGCUUUAGGGACAAGGAAUCGAGCCAGGACCGAGGCAGCUGCAGGGCCUCCAGGUCCCCACGUUGACCCAGGCUCUGGGCCAGUGAGGGAGCAGCGGGCCAGUGAGCGGGGUUUGGGCCAGGAAUCGAUACCAGGAAAACUCUGAGACGCUUUGGCACAUGAACGCUGAACACUGCCAGGUAGAGGAGGAGCAAGGUCUGGUUUACCUAAGGACAUGAACACACAGAUAUUAAAGUGAGUACUGCAGAUAUAUACGAGAACAUAGUACGUGCACAUGAAAACACAAAUAAACUCACCUCUCCCGGAGCCAGCCUGGCAGUGAACUCCUCCAGCUGUUGGUAAUGCGGCACACUGCUCUGACCCAUCAUUAACUGACAGCAAACACCGAUACCCUCUCUGGUCACAUCUGAGAUGUCAAACUGCAGCAUCAGCCUGCAGGGAACAAACGCAGACGCACAUUCAACAAUGUAGCAGUGACAUAGUAACACAAAGUCCUCAGACAUAGCGACAAGAAUGUGAAUGCCAGUUCCAUUAGCGUAGUGUCGCUAAACUCAACCAAUGGACCAAAUGCAUUAAGAUGGCUGAUGUCUGGUCUGACAUCACCAGACCAGAAAUAUGCUCUGAAGUGACAAGUAAAUGGAAAUUGGCAUUUACAAAUUGCAUUUCUGAAACAACUAACUUCAAGGUUUGAUUGUGACACAAAGCACAAGCGGGUGAAGCAUUGCACUUGUGCAUUUUAGCCAUGCUAGCUAGGGAUGGCUAUGUCGGUCAGUCCACCACUUUGGUCCAGAG
Molecule: messenger RNA, 4261 nt
Organism: Anarrhichthys ocellatus (wolf-eel)
Lineage: Eukaryota; Metazoa; Chordata; Actinopteri; Perciformes; Anarhichadidae
Product: stonustoxin subunit beta-like
Exons: 4
Coding region: 207-848 (213 amino acids)
Molecular function (GO): protein binding
Source: RefSeq, a predicted model, not a curated record